Carassius gibelio (silver crucian carp) is the source of this 2168-nucleotide messenger RNA. RefSeq lists its product as uncharacterized. The transcript is spliced from 11 exons. Gene Ontology annotation, cellular component: nucleus. The record is from RefSeq and is a predicted model, not a curated record. Lineage: Eukaryota; Metazoa; Chordata; Actinopteri; Cypriniformes; Cyprinidae. Bases 576 to 1382 code for a protein of 268 amino acids.
AUUAUUCAAUAAAUUUGUAAUUUUAUGAGCAACGUGAACACAGCAUCAAAAUAAGUAGAUUUUGUUAAUUUCCUGCUUACGCACUUCUUUAUUUCAAAAUAAAAGUAGUGAAUAAACUUUAAUUUCAAAAUAAAAGUUAAAAUUAUUACAGUUUUUCUGAAUUGCUAAACGUAUUUCUUGAAACCAUCACUCAAUUUCUCACAAAUCUAAACCUUCAAACUAAAUUCACUGAACCCCUGACUCUUCUGGCAAACAAAACAAUAGCUUCAAAUCACACACACAUUAGUCAAAAUACACACUAAAUAUCAUUAAUUAGAAACUACGUAAACAAAUUGAGAUCACAGUGUCCUGGGGCCUGUUGCACAAAAGUAGAAUUAAGACAUCCGGGAUAAAUGAUUCAGCUGAGCUCAAUAAAGCCAAAACAUGUGCGUCCAGGCUUAAUUGGUUGCACAAAGACCAAGCCAGGAUGAGCAGACACGGAUUCAUUAAGCCAGGUGAAACCAAUCCUGGAUAGGUGCGCGCUCACGGCUCACUCAAAUAGACCCCGCCACAGAUCACAGAUUAACUGAUUUACCAUGGCAACUAGAGCCGCGUACUUUUCCCCGUCGGAAGCACAAAUCCUCAUGGAGGCAUACGAGGAGGUAAAAGAUAUAAUUAAGAAGAAAGGCAACACCGCCACAGUGAUAAAGCAAAGAGAAAAAGCGUGGCAAAGUAUUGCAGACCGCCUGAAUGCAUUAAACAUGAACGGGCCAAAACGGACAUGGCAGCAGGUCAAAAUCAAAUACAAGAACAUUCUGCAGAAUGCAGUGAAAAAGAAUACCCACAGACAAGGCACGGGUGGUGGGUCACCAAAGGCUGACCUUACCCCAGCAGAGGACAUGGCCUUGGAGCUAAAUAAAGGCAGGCCCGUCUUAGAGGGGAUCCCUGGGGGGAAAGAGACGAGCAUAGGUUCCUCCCAAGAUGCCACCCGCUUCAUUCAAGUGUCUGGCAGCACUGUGUUCCUGUUAGAGCCACCAGCACAAGCACCAGACGAUGCUGAUCCAGGUGAAAGUCCCAGUGCAGCAGCAACAGCACAUGAUGGAGAUGAUGAUGAGGAGGAGACCAUCUCUCUGGAUUCCAGAAGGCAUGAGGAUCCAGAUGCUAUACAGUGGGAAAACCAGCCUGGCAACAUAAGCUCACAAGCUAUCAGAAAGUUGUAUGGCAACCACCUCCGGCGCCAAAUAGAACUGGCAGACAUAGACAUUCAGUACAAGAAGAAAAAGCUAGAAAAUCUUGCACUGGAGUCCGAAAUAAAAAAGAGGACAAUUAGGAAACUGGACCUUGAAAUAAAAAAACUUGAGCGGGAGCUCCAAGAAGAUGACACAGCUCAAAAUAAAAAUUAGCAAUCAGUACAACCAAGUCAUCGUUAUAAGGCACCAGCCUCUUUUGCCCACCCCCCCAGCACCAGGUGUGGCCACUAGCCUAUAUGAAGGCCCAAAAUUGUGUGUUCCUUUCUGCUCUGACAAUGGCAUGCCCAUUCUUGCGAGAUGUGGUGGAUGAAGAAGCACUUGUGCUGAGGAGAGCCUUCAGGCGAGAAAGGGUCUUCAGGGACCGGUUGGACCCACUGGCCUUCCCUGAUGACCAUCUAUAUGAAAGAUACAGGUUUUCUGCAGAUGGCAUCAGGUAUCUAUGCAGACUACUGGGUCCCAGGAUUAAGCACCGCACUGCACGGAGCCAUGCACUGAGUGUGGAGCAAAUGGUUUGUGUGGCCUUGCGCUUUUUUGCUAGUGGAGCCUUCCUGUACUCGGUGGGGGAAUGCAGAACAGCUGAACAAGGCCACAAUUUGCCGCACAAUAAGGAGUGUGUGUCUGGCUAUCAAAGCAUUAGCAGAUGUCUUCAUCUCCUUCCCUGGCCACAGAAGACUCUGUGACAUGAAAGAGGAGUUCUAUAGGAUUGCAGGUUUCCCCAAUGUCAUUGGUGCAGUGGACUGCACACACAUAAGGAUAAAAGCCCCCUCAGGUGCCCAUGAGGCCGAUUUUGUGAAUAGGAAAUCCUUUCACAGCAUUAAUGUUCAGAUGGUCUGCAAUGCUGACUGUGUGAUCAGCAAUGUUGUGGCGAAAUGGCCUGGCUCAGUCCAUGACUCCAGAAUCUUUCGGGCCUCUGAAAUCUAUCAGUGCCUAUCACAAGGU